Messenger RNA from Gossypium raimondii (Peruvian cotton), 2046 nucleotides. RefSeq names its product zinc finger CCCH domain-containing protein 48. The record is from RefSeq and is a predicted model, not a curated record. Gene Ontology annotation, molecular function: protein binding; metal ion binding. The coding region runs from base 297 to 1592 and encodes 431 amino acids. The transcript is spliced from 9 exons. Lineage: Eukaryota; Viridiplantae; Streptophyta; Magnoliopsida; Malvales; Malvaceae.
AUUAUAUAAUCUCACUUACCGAUUUAUUUAACGUAAAGCUGACGCGAUCUUGUCUAGUUUUCCUUUCUCAGCCAUUCUCCCCCUUCUCUCCAGCGGCAACGGUCACCGCAGCACUCAACCAUCCUCCUCCUUUUUCUGUUUUUGAAGAAAUUAUUUUUUUUUUGCGUUAUUGCAUAAUCAAUUAGGGUUUCAGCGGUCUCUUUCAUGAUCGGAUUCUUUCGCUCCAAGAAUUCCCAGACGCUUAAUCCGAAGCUUCUUCCAUCUAUCUUCUGUUACCGAUACAAAAAUUGGGGAUUAUGGAUUUAGACGGCGGCAACAGGCGCGUUUUUAACCGACUCGGAGGUUCUUCAGCUGCCUCACCCGACUCCUCAAAAAACCAGAAAGUUUGUUAUCAUUGGAGGGCCGGUAAGUGCUCCCGUUUCCCAUGCCCUUUCUUGCACCGUGAACUGCCUCAUCCUUCUGGCCCCGCCGCCGCUACCUCUAAUGGAUCCGGUGCCCCCAAACGUUUCGCCGAUGAUUCUGGGUUUUCGGGUCCGGCCCUACGACGAGGCCCCAAUUUCAAUAAUAAUCAUAACAAUAGUUGGGGGAGAAUGGGGGCUAAUAAGGUGGUUCGGAAAACGGAGAAAGUGUGUAAUUAUUGGGUGCAAGGGAACUGUAGUUACGGAGACAAGUGUAGGUUUUUACAUUCCUGGAGUUUAGGGGAAUGCUUUACCUUGUUGAAUCACCUUGAUGGACACCAGAAAGUUGUUACCGGAAUUGCAUUACCGGCAGGUAUGGAUAAGCUCUAUACUGGGAGUAAAGAUGAGACUGUGAGGGCUUGGGAUACCAACACUGGUCAGUGUAUGGGUGUGAUUAAUCUUGGUGGUGAAGUUGGUUGCAUGAUCAGUGAAGGUCCUUGGCUGUUUGUUGGCAUACCUAAUGUUGUCAAGGCAUGGAACACCCAAACUAAUCAAGAGCUCAGUCUUAGUGGACCUGUUGGGCAAGUUUAUACUAUGGUUGUGGGUAACGAUUUGCUCUUUGCUGGUACACAGGAUGGUACUAUUUUAGCAUGGAAAUUUAAUGCCGUCACCAACAACUUUGAACCAGCAGCAUCACUUAAGGGUCACACCCUUGCAGUUGUAUCAUUAGUUGUUGGGGCUAAUAGACUGUACUCUGGUUCCAUGGACCAUUCUAUAAAGGCCUGGAGUCUAGAAACUUUGCAGUGUCUACAGACUUUGACAGAGCACACUAGUGUUGUGAUGUCCUUGCUUUGCUGGGAACAAUUUCUUUUAUCUUGUUCAUUGGACCAAACAAUAAAGGUGUGGGUAGCUACUGAGAGUGGAAACUUGGAAGUAACAUAUACUCACAAAGAAGAACAUGGCUUGCUGAACCUUCGUGGAAUGCCUGACUCGGAAUCCAAGCCUGUAUUGAUGUGUUCAUGCAAUGACAAUUCUGUCCGCCUCUAUGAUCUGCCCUCGUUCUCGGAGAAGGGUAAAAUAUUUGCAAAGCAGGAGAUUCGUGCAAUAGAGGUAGGCCCUGGGGGGCUGUUUUUCACUGGAGAUGGAACUGGUUUUAGAGUGUGGAAAUGGGCAGAAGCCGUUCCCAAGCCCUGAUGUGUUGCAGCAACGGAUAACAUAUUAGUCAAUCGAUUAUGUAUUUUUGGUGUUGAUCAUUUUAUUUCUUGUCAUCCAUCCGGUGAGGGGUCAUUUGUAGGUUUUUUUAAGUUUGCGGGAGAAAUUACUUGAGUUAGAGAAAACAAUUAUGGGGUAGUGGUGGAAUGUUUAAUAGCACCAACCAACCAACCAACCAACCGACCAAGCCCUUCACCUUAAGUGUGUGUCAAUAGAACGCUCAUAAAUUUCUAGCAGUCACUGUAUUGAAGUUGUAGGGGAUGAAGCUACAUUACAUUACAUCUCAUAUCUGUCCCUGCCUUUUUCUAUGGAAAUCAGCUGAUGAUUGUUGGCGUUGAGUUUAUUAAAUUGCCUCAGCAAUUCUUUUACUUGUAAACAAAUGGGAGAAGGAAAACCCUGUAUAAUAAAAUAAAAUUGUUGGAUGUCUUCUGCUUCA